AGACCCACAGCUCUGUGGCUUGGAGAAUUUAGACUCUGUCUUCAGCCAGGCACUCACUCCCUACCUCCCAGCACGAUGCCCUACAACUUCUGCCUCCCCAGCCUGAGCUGCCGCACCAGCUGCUCCUCCCGGCCCUGCGUGCCCCCCAGCUGCCACGGCUGCACCCUGCCCGGGGCCUGCAACAUCCCCGCCAACGUGAGCAACUGCAACUGGUUCUGCGAGGGCUCCUUCAAUGGCAGCGAGAAGGAGACCAUGCAGUUCCUGAACGACCGCCUGGCGAGCUACCUGGAGAAGGUGCGUCAGCUGGAGCGGGAGAACGCGGAGCUGGAGCGCCUCAUCCGGGAGCGGUCCCAGCAGCAGGAGCCCUUGCUGUGCGCCAGCUACCAGUCCUACUUCAAGACCAUCGAGGAGCUCCAGCAGAAGAUCCUGUGUACCAAGUCUGAGAAUGCCAGGCUUGUGGUGCAGAUUGACAAUGCCAAGCUGGCCGCGGAUGACUUCAGAACCAAGUACCAGACUGAGCUGUCCCUGCGGCAGCUGGUGGAGUCGGACAUCAACGGCCUGCGCAGGAUCCUGGAUGAGCUGACCCUCUGCAAGUCUGACCUGGAGGCCCAGGUGGAGUCCCUGAAGGAGGAGCUGCUGUGCCUCAAGAGCAACCACGAGCAGGAGGUCAACACCCUGCGCUGCCAGCUUGGAGAUCGCCUCAACGUGGAGGUGGACGCUGCCCCCACUGUGGACCUGAACCAGGUCCUGAACCAGACCAGGAGUCAGUAUGAGGCCUUGGUGGACACCAACCGCAGGGAAGUGGAGCAGUGGUUCGCCACGCAGACCGAGGAGCUGAACAAGCAGGUGGUGUCCAGCUCGGAGCAGCUGCAGUCUUAUCAGGCAGAGAUCAUCGAGCUGAGACGCACGGUCAACGCCCUGGAGAUCGAGCUGCAGGCCCAGCACAACCUGCGAGACUCUCUGGAAAACACGCUGACGGAGAGCGAGGCCCGCUACAGCUCCCAGCUGUCACAGGUGCAGAGCCUGAUCAGCAAUGUGGAGUCCCAGCUGGCGGAGAUCCGCGGUGACCUGGAGCGGCAGAACCAGGAGUACCAGGUGCUGCUGGACGUGCGUGCCCGGCUGGAGUGUGAGAUCAACACGUACCGGAGCCUGCUGGAGAGUGAGGACUGCAAUCUGCCCAGCAACCCCUGUGCCACAACCAACGCGUGCAGCAAGGCCAUCGGACCCUGUGUCUCCAAUCCCUGCACCCCUUGCGUCCCUCCUGUCCCCUGCACACCCUGUGCUCCACGUCCCCGCUGUGGACCCUGCAACUCCUUUGUGCGCUAGAAGCUAAUGCCGGAGGAGCAAGGACGCAGGUCCCAGGACUCCAGAGCUGUGACCUGGCUCUGGUUCAACAAAAGGGGCCUGAAAACAUCAUUUGCAUGGCUGGAGUGGCCCCAGUAAGGCAGCCAAAGCCUGCAGCCUCCCCAACUACUCCAGCCCGUCCUGCUCACUCUUUCCUUCCCGGGGGUCUGUUCCUUCUUGUGCUCACCCAGAGAACUCUUGUAACCUCCUAAUAAAUGUUAUUUCUUUGGCAAAACAGA
Sapajus apella (tufted capuchin) is the source of this 1583-nucleotide messenger RNA. RefSeq names its product keratin, type I cuticular Ha1. The coding region runs from base 76 to 1326 and encodes 416 amino acids. The transcript has 7 exons. Gene Ontology annotation, molecular function: structural molecule activity. Lineage: Eukaryota; Metazoa; Chordata; Mammalia; Primates; Cebidae. The record is from RefSeq and is a predicted model, not a curated record.